AUGAAGUUCGACUCCUCCAUCCUUAUCGCCUCCUUGGCGGCGACCGCUGUUGCGGCUCCGGCUCAGGAACCUUGCGAUCACACUGCUAUGGCUAAGCGAUGGGUUGACACUACUGGUGGCCAGAGGAUGCCUGCACACUACGUCGCUACUGUCCGCAAGCUCUCUUCCGAGAAGGUUAAGAACAAGCGUACACUUGACGCACUCCUCGGUGGCCUUGGCGGCGGAGCGGCAGGUGCUGGAGCUGGAGCUGGAGCUGGAGGCCUUGGUGCUCUUGGUGGACUCGGUGCUCUAGGAGGUGGUGCCGGUGGUGCUGGAGGCCUGAGUGCUUUGGCUGGUGGUGCUGGAGGUCUCGGCGCUCUCACCGGUGCUGGAGCUGGUGGCGCAGGAGCUGGAGCUGGAGCCGGCGGUCUCGGUGCCCUUGGUGGACUUGGUGCUCUAGGAGGUGGUGCAGGUGGCGCAGGAGGUGCAGGAGGUCUCGCUGCCCUUUUCCCUGGUCUCGCCAAGCGUCAACUUGAUCAGCUCCUCGCUGGUUUGACUGGCGGUGCAGGUGGCGCAGGCGGCGCAAAGGGUGCGGCGGGUGCCGCUGGCGGUGCUGGUGGUAUCGGCGACCUUCUCAGCGGUCUCGGUAUCGGUGGUGGAGCUGCUGGCGGAAAGGCGGGCGGUGCUGCUACUACUACUCCCAAGGCACCUGCCACUAGUGCUACCGCUGGCGCUGCGAAGGGCCAGAAGGGUGCCGGUGCUGCUGGUGCUGGUACUCUUACCGGCGCUGCAAACAACGGCACUGCUGCGGCAGGAGGCGCUACCGCCGCUGGUACUGGCAAGGCUGGCAAGGGAGCUGGCAACUUGAACGGAGCUGCUGGUGCCGGAGCAAAUGCUAACGGAGCUGCUGGCACUGGAGCCACUGCCAACGGAGCCACUGGAACUGGAGCUACCGGUACCGGAGCGACCGGUGCUGGCGCUGGCAAAGGAGCUGGUAAUGGAGCAGCUGGUGCUGGAGCCACUGCCAACGGCGCUACUGGUACUGGAGCAACUGGUGCCGGAGCUGGCAGGGGACAAGGCAAUGGAGCUGCCAACGGUCAACAGGGAGCCGGCGCAGGCCGUGGUCAACAAGGCUCAGUCGGUUCAGCUACUGGAGCUGGCGCAGCGACUGGAAACGGUGCCUCUGGCGCUCUUACUGGCGCUACUGGUGCUACUGGUUCUUCCAGUUCUACCGGUGCUUCUACCGGUGCGUCUGGAUCUACUAGCACAUCUGGAACCAAGGGCACAGGUGCAAAUAGCGCUUCCAACGGCGCCUCCGCCGCAUCUGCAUCUGGUAACGGAAAGGCCUCAGGUGGCAAGGGCGCCUCGUCUGGCAACGCCGACUCUGCUCUCGCUGACUCUCAGGAGGAGGACUAG
Molecule: messenger RNA, 1395 nt
Organism: Alternaria infectoria
Lineage: Eukaryota; Fungi; Ascomycota; Dothideomycetes; Pleosporales; Pleosporaceae
Exons: 4
Coding region: 1-1395 (464 amino acids)
Source: RefSeq, a predicted model, not a curated record